GGUAGGGAGAAGCGAGCGAUGGUCAGGCUGAUGAUUGACGGCGGAAGUCAGCGUACCUUUGUCAAGAAAGAGGUUUCACAGAAGAUGGGACUGCGUGUGAUGGGAGAGGAGACCCUGAAAAUAAUGACAUUUGGAAACGACAAGCCGUCUUCAGGAAUGAAGUGCCGCCAAGUGGAGUUAUGGCUGUGCAGUCGACACAGCGGAAAAAAGAUCCGCGUUGAAGCGCUCGAGAUCCCACAAAUCUGCUGCGACAUCGUGCCAGCACCUGAAGCUUCCACCGUCAACUACCUCGAAGAGCAAGGCCUCGAACUCGCCGACAGUACGCAAGAUGGAGCAGAGAUAGGGCUGCUGCUGGGAUCCGAUUACUACUGGGAGGUCACAACCGGUGGUGUCAGGCGCCUGGACAGCGGUCUCGUAGCCGUGGAGACCAUUUUUGGCUGGACCCUGCAGGGGACAACGCACACCACAGAAUCAACAGCAACGUACGUGUCCACUGUGGGAGUGUUGCGCGUGGCUGUCAUCGGCGAGGAAGACCAAGACGACACUGCUGCUCAACUUAAAUCGUUUUGGCAGCUCGAACACAUUGGCAUUGUCGACGAAGGAGAGGCCGACGUGGAAGACAACCAAGUUUUGCGGGAAUUUCGGGAGAACGUCUCCAGGAACAACUGCCGAUAUCAAGUUUCCCUUCCCUGGAAAGAGAAUGCUGCCGAUUUGGCAGACAACAAAGCCACGGCUUUCAGUAGACUCAGGUCGUUGACGACAAAAUUGAUGGGCAACAAUGACCUUAUGCGCGAUUAUGACCAGGCGGUUCGGAACUAUGUGCUUGCUGGACACGCAGAAGAGGUCAUCGGACUGGGUGAGUCCCCAAGAGGGCCCGUUUAUUACAUGCCUCACCGCGGCGUGGCCCGUCCAUGCAGUCAGACCACAAGAUUAAGGGUCGUCUUUGAUGCAUCAUCUAAAGCGCCGGGGAAACUGUCUCUAAAUGACGUCCUGUUCGCCGGACCUAAUCUGAACCCAAAUCUGUCGGAUAUUUUAACUCGAUUUCGAGUACACAAUGUGGCGAUCAUGUCGGACAUCGAGAAGGCAUUCUUGCAGAUUGAGCUUAAAAGGGAUGACCGGGACGCCCUUCGUUUCCUCUGGUAUGAAAGUACUCCAAAACAGGGACGAGCUCUCCCUCCAAUCAGAGAGUACCGGAUGACGAGGGUCCCGUUCGGCGCAACAUCCAGUCCGUUCCUUCUCGCCGCGACACUAAAGCACCAUCUAGAGUACACAAAGGAUAGUUUUCCGGAGACAACAAGCAUGCUAAACAACGACGUGUAUGUGGAUGACUUGGUCACAGGUGCCAAUACUCUAGAGGACGCUAUGCGCAUAUGCAAAGAGGCGGAACAUAUUCUUCAGAUGGCAGGCAUGAAUUUGAGAAAAUGGAAGUCCAAUGACCCAAACCUUGCAGCAAAAUGGUCAGAAGAGUCAGGAGACGAACACGGAAUUUCAGCACAUAUCGUAACUAAGAUCCUUGGCGUUGAGUGGAGACCGACUACCGAUGAAUUCACGUUUGAAAUGAGUUCCCUGAUUGACUUUUUAAAACAGCGUCAGGACACAAAAAGAUUCCUUCUACAAGCGACGGCUCGCAUAUUUGAUCCAUUUGGAUUCCUUGCGCCCAUCACUAUCACGACUAAGAUUUCUCUGCCGGACCGAAAGCUGCUGAGACCACCGGUCCAAGCCCUCUACCCGCUUGAACUAGGGGAGGAAUGAGCCGACGCUCAUUGCGGGGGAGGUUGUUGAGAAUUGGUAGCGACCGUCGCGCGUUUCCUGCAACCGUGGUUGGGGGCCCGGCGACGCACCAAGAGGGAGCCGGCGAACGGACGAGGGGGCGCCCCGCUGGGCUGGUGUCCCGACCGGCGCCUCGACCCGCAACCUGAUCCGUGCCCCGUGUUUUCGGCGGACCGCCUGCUGGGCGCGAAUGGCCGGCGAUUCCGAGAAGGACGAAGGCGUCGGUGCGGCCAACGGACAACUCGAAUUUUGUAUUUUCUUUUCUCUUCCUUUUCUAGUCACUGCGAUGUCUUUUGUAAAAUAAACGUUCAGUCUUGAAGCGAACCCCGACGAGUGAGAAUCGUUCCUUCGAGGCUCCUGCGUGCGCGGCCGCUAUACGCCGCCGCCCGAGAGAGUCUCACGCAGCAGUUUUGUUGUAGUCGCACUCGCGAAGUGACCUCCACAGAGCGUUGGUCGUAGCCUUUAA
Molecule: messenger RNA, 2236 nt
Organism: Dermacentor andersoni
Lineage: Eukaryota; Metazoa; Arthropoda; Arachnida; Ixodida; Ixodidae
Source: RefSeq, a predicted model, not a curated record